GCAAAGGAUCGAAUACAUCCUCCAAUUCUUGGAUGCACCACCUUUUUCAAGUUAUAAAAAGUUAAACCGACCGACAUUUGUUGUCUACCAUAUCAUCCUCCAUUGCCCUUGUACUGUAAUUUGUAUCCGAGAGAGAAAUUAAACACUGUGAUUAGCUGAGUUGCAGGGAAUUAAAGGAAUGGCAGCCGAAGUUGUGCUUACUUUUGCUGCGGAGGGAAUACUGAAGAAGGUGCUUUCACUUGCUGAGAAAGAAUUCAAAUUUGCAUGGGGUUUCAAAGCUGAACUCGAAAAGCUUAAAGAGUCAUUCACUAAAAUUGAACUUUUGUUGAAUAAUGUUGCCGACAAACCACAAGAUCCGCCAAUAGAGGCAUGGGUGAAGAAACUGAAAGACAUAGCUCAUGAUGCUGAGGAUGUCUUGGAUGAACUCGAGUACGAAGGUUAUCGGCGUAAAGUCGAAAUCCAAAACCAUAUGAAGAAAAAGGUUCUGAACUUCUUUUCACUCUCCAAUCCACUUGCAUUUCGUCUUCAAAUGGCGCCUAAAUUUCAGAAGAUCAAUGCAUCCUUGGUGGAUCUCAAGAGUGAAGCAUCUCUUCUUGGACUAGUUUCCAAGAAUAAAGAUGCAACCUCUCAGGGGAUUAGAUGGGGCAGACAAACCGACGCAUUCUUUGGCAAAGAUGAAAUACCCGUUGGAAGGAAAGCUGAUGUGUCAAAAAUAGUCACAACCUUGACCGACUCCAAAUACAAUAAAGAAAAUCUUGCGGUCAUGGCGAUUGUGGGAAUGGGAGGCCUCGGCAAGACAACAUUGGCCAAGUCAAUUUACAAUGAGGAUUCGAUAGACAAGUUUUUUGAAAAAAAAAUUUGGAUUUGUGUAUCCGACGCUUUUAACGUCAAUUCCAUCCUACAUCAAAUGUUAGAAUCUCUUAACUCGGUAAAAGCUCCUUCAAAAGAUAACCGGAAUGCAGUUCUUACAAACCUGCAAAAAGAGUUGAAAGAUAAAAGAUACUUACUUGUACUUGAUGACGUUUGGAACGAAGAUAAAGAAAAAUGGGAGCAUUUGGUGGACUGUUUGUCAAAGCUCAAUUCUUCUGGGGGAUCCAAAAUUAUUGUCACUACUCGCAGUGGCAACGUCGCAUCAAUUGCAGAAAAGCUACUUCCAAGACAUGAGUUGGGAAAACUAUCAGUGGAUGAGUGCUGGUCCGUCAUGAAAGAUAGAGCUUUCCCCAAUAGCAGUGCUCAUAUAGCUCCUGAGUUUCAGAAAAUAGGAAGGGAGAUUGCUGAAAAUUGUGGUGGUGUUCCGUUGGUUGCAAAGAUUUUGGGAGGCAUUUUGCUCACUAAAAAAAGCAUUGAAGAAUGGUUGUUGUUUAAAAACAGUAGAAUAUGGAACAACUUACCGAAAGGAGAAGAUGGAAUUAUGCCGGUCUUGAAGUUGAGUUUUGACAAUUUAGAAUCAUCAUCAUUGAAGCAAUGUUUUGCAUAUUGCUCAAUGUUCGAGAAAGACUUUGAAAUUCAAAGAGAUAACUUGAUUCAACUUUGGAUGGCUCAAGGACUACUCCGCGCUUCGCAUGACGAAAGUAAAGAUAUGGAGGAAAUAGGCAACGAAUAUUUUGAUAUUCUAUUGCAGAGCUCCUUGUUUCAAGAUGCUACAAUGGAUUAUCAAGGCAUUAUUAGCACAUGCAAGAUGCAUGAUCGUGUACACGAUAUGGCAGAACUUGUGUCCAAAUCUGAAAGCUUGCUGGGAGACUUAUGUGGCAGAGAUAAUACACUUGAGAUUCGACAUGUUGCUCGGGUUUCUACUUCUACACUGGAAAAUAUUCCAGCAAGAAGUGUUGGGAAAUUCCGCUCGCUGUUUUCCGACGACGGUAAAGUUCCUACUAACAUUCUUCCACAGUUCAAAGCUUUACGAGUCCUGAAUUUAAGUUACGCUAUUAUUGAAGAAUUUCCAAUUUCAGUUGGAAGGUUGAAACACUUGAGGUAUCUUGACAUUUCUAAUACAAGUUUCAGAGCACUCCCCAAAUCUAUAGGCAAACUCUAUAACCUUCAGACAUUAAGAGCAACAAAUUGUGCCCUUAAGGAGUUUCCAAAAGAACUGCAAAACUUGAUCAACCUGAGACAUAUUUAUUUUGAUGAGGAUAUCAAAUUCCCAAAGGGGAUAAGCCGGUUGAAUUGCCUUCGAACAUUACCUUACUUUUCGGUGGGUAAUGAGAUUGGUCAUCAGAUUGAAGAGUUGGCUGGCUUGAAACAAUUGAAGGGUCAAUUAAUUGUUCGUAAUCUGGAGCAUGUAAAGAAUGGAGAAGAAGCAAAGAAAGCUAAAUUAGAGGAUAAGACGAAAGUAUGUCAUUUGGAAUUCAAAUGGACAGCAGAUAGGUUAACAACUGAUAACAAUGAGGAGGAGGAUGUCCUAGAAGGCCUCCGACCAUAUCCUGAGUUGAAGAGCUUAAGUAUUGAAAACUUCAUGGGCGUUAAGUUUCCAUCGUGGAUGAUGAGUGGGUCAUUACCGCUCAACAACUUGAAGAAGAUUCAAUUACUUGGAUGCCGCAAAUGUGAAGUAGUCCCACCGCUCGGUCAUCUACCCAAUCUUACAGAGCUUGAGAUUAGAGGAAUGACUAACUUAAAAUGUAUUGGAGCAGAGUUCUACAGUUAUGGUCUUAUCCACAAUGUAGCCACAACAAGUAAGGAAACAAUUACUUUAUUUCCAGCGUUAAAAGUAUUACAUAUUUUUGAUUGUGGUGAUCUAAUUGAAUGGAAAGAAGCACCGAUUAUUCCAAUUGCACAGAGCAUGGCAUCUCUACGGGAAUUAGAGAUUGUAGCUUGUGGACGAUUGUCAAGCCUACCGAGUGGGUUAAAGAACUGCACCUCUCUCGAGAAAUUGAGUGUAGAGAAUUGCGAUGGAUUAUCAGGCCCAUUGAGUGUGUGGGCCUCUCUCGUGGAAGUGAGUAUAGAGAAUUGCAAUAAUCUGACAUCAAUUGAAAUGAAAGGCGGCGUGUCCCUCACCGCCUCUCUUCAGAAAUUGACAAUCAGGGAUUGCAGUGAAUUAGCAAGCUUACCUGCUCUUCCACAACAGUGUCCCUCUCUUCAGGAAUUGGGGAUAUGGGAAUGCCCAAAGCUAUCAUGGUUUGGUGUCAAAAGUGGGAGAGUUGAGGAGGAGGAUUGCAAUAGUCUUGGACAACUGUGGAUAUGGAGUUGCCCAAAGAUAGCGUCCUUUUGUGCCCAAAGUAGCAGAAUUGACGAGGAGUGCAUUAGUCUACAAUCUACUUCAGACUUGCGCACCAUGACCUCCCUUCGACUUUUGACGAUUGUAAAUUGUGAAAGAUUAGAAAGUUGGGUGAGCAACCUACAAUUCCCACUCUCUCUUGAGACUCUGUCAAUAGAUGGUAUGCCUAAUUUACACAUUCUUCCAAGUUUAGACCACCUCCCUUCUCUCCGUACUUUGUGGAUUGUAAAUUGCCGAAACCUAAAAUAUCUGCCAACGGGGCUACAGUGGCUCACUGGCUUGGAGACAUUGUCUAUCGGUGGGUUCUGGGAGGAGCUCGAUUCCUUCCCUGAUUUUGAAGUUGGAUCAUUAAUGCAUCUUAGAGUGUUAACGUUGUUUGGUUGGCCUAAGCUCGAGUCUCUGCCUCAACAAAUUCAACACCUCACUUCUCUAACAUCUUUGUGGAUAGAGUCAUUUGAGGGAUUGGAGACUUUGCCAGAAUGGUUGGGUAGCCUUACAUCCCUUACAGGGCUGCUGAUUAAUAAUUGCAAGAAUCUGAUGAAUUUACCAAGUGUCCAAGCUAUGCAACGCCUCACCAAAUUACAAACCUUGAGGAUUUAUGGAUGCCAUCCCCUUCUAGAGGAAAGAUGCAGGUGGAACAGCGGCACAGAUUGGCCUAAGAUUUCUCACAUUCCAAAUAUCGACAUUCGAGCGCCGAGACUUCCGAGACUUCGGAUACAAGAGUUGGAUUGAAGCUAUGCAACGCCUUGCGAUACUACAACAAAUGUGUAUUGGGAAAACCAAAUUUCAUGGUGUGCAAGGCCACACUUCUCCGAGAUUACUUGUAUUCCAAUAGUACUACACUGAAAUUUAAACUAGUAUAACAUAAUUUGUUUAUCCUUCUCCCUCUUCUUUUAAUGAUCAGUAUUCUCGGGUUGAAACUACGCAACUUCUUUUAAUGAUCAGUAUACUUGGAUUGAAACUACGCAACUGGAACGAUGUAGUGCAUUAUGUGCAAGCAGAGUCCAGGUUGCUUAUUCCAUUGGCUCCUGCACACUGAGGAAAUUUGUUUAUAUUAUCCCGAGACUUGUUUUCAGGUUAACGAUGUUAAUAUAAUACAUAGAACUCCUGUAAUUGCUUUCUUGUGAAGAUUUUAGACUCAUAGUUUUCGGGCUACUUGUAAUAUGCCCAGACUUGUUCUCUCUGUGAUUUUAAUAUACUGUGUUCUGUAAUUCUUCUCAACUGGCAUUUUCUUCAUUAGCUUCAAUUGACAAUCGAGAAUUCCAAAUUCCAAGGUACCAGAGGACUUGUAGAGUUUCUCGGUUAAUGGCGUGGGAGUACUUAUUGUGAAUCUAAGUGUUGAACCAUGACUGGAAUGUUUCUUCAAGAUGUGAGAAAGAUUGAAAUUUGUUGUUUAUAUUUUUCUUUAAGUUGUUUUGGUGUUAUCUCUGUACUGGGAUAUUGGGAUUCCGAUCAAAGCUCAUGGGUGGAUCAAUAUCAUUCUUCAACUUCAAUCAUGUUUCCCUAAAGGUACUGAGAGAUACCCAGUAGUUUUCCACUCGGAAGGCUCGUAUCUUUCCUCAUGUACGGGGAGUUUGGGAGUUAAUUAUGGUAGUCUUCUAUCCACAGGUUGAGACACAGUGUUGCUUACUUUUUUGUGGAUGUGAACGCUGCCAAAGCACUCUUUACGUAUCAGCCUACGACAUUGUUUCUUCCUGGUUUGUGGCACUUCCCUAAAGCGGGUGGAAGCUUCUACGGGCUAUCGUGUCUACAUAAGAAGAAAAUGUCCAAUCAGAGAUAUUGACAAGAAUGGUUGGGUGGCCUUACAUCCCUUAAGGAGCUGAGGAUUCUUUCUUGCAAUAAUCUAAAGAGCUUACCUAGUGUCCAAGCUAUGCAACGCCUCACCAACUUACAAACUCUAUAUAUUUCUGGAUGUCAUCCCCAUCUAAAGGAAAGAUGCACCGAGGACAGUGCCACGGAUUGGCCUAAGAUUUCUCACAUUCCAAAUAUCGCUAUUGAGGUCGUGUAUGAAGCUAUGCAAGCCUUGCGAAACUACAACAAAUGCAUUGCGAAAAAACCAAAGUAUGUAUACAGUUUGAUAUUCAGGGGAUGGAACUUUAAGGGGAAUGGCUACACAGUUCUCCAAGAGUACUUGUAUUCCAUGUUUUAUGUACAAACAAAUCCAAAUGGCUCGAACUUUUUGCAUUGAAAUUAAGUCAUGAUACUCAAUGAGUUGAAAGUGAGUCCAAGUGCUGAUGUGCAAGGUUCGGGGAGGAGCUCAAUUCCAUUCCUGAUGUUCAAGGUUGAUCAUUGCAGCUUGAAUUAUUACAUUUUAAAGGGUGGCCAAAGCUCAAGUCUCUGCCUCAUCAAAUUCAACACUUUUCUUUAACUGGUUUAUAUAUCAACUACUUGAGGGACUGGAGACUUUACCAGACUUGUUGGGUAACCUUACAUCCCUUAUAGAGCUGGGGAUUAGGAAUUGCAAGAAUUUGAUGAAUCUACCCUUUGCCAAAGCUAUGGAAUGCGUCCCCACUUUACUGUCGGAGUGAAUUAAGCAACCAAGCUCAUUGGACCAUGGUAUCACUCAUGAGAGUCUUCGAGGGGUUUUUUACUUUCAUGGAACUCACUAUGCCUCAGCGGUGGCAGGUUAUGUUGUUGAAGAAGUAAAAUUGCAACAUAUAAACUUUAGUUUGCUGUUGGUGACUUGGUCAUAUACGAUGCGGGGUGACUUAGUUGUUCAUUCUUCAGCGGAUUACCUUCGGCUCUACAGGCCCAGACUUGUUCUCCAAUUCUUCUCAACUGGCAUUUUCUUGUUUCUUCAACAAAUUCUUUUCAAGUGGAAUGUUUCUUCAAGAUGGCAUGUGGUCUAAUAUUCUGGUGGAUAGGAUGUUAGAUUUCUACUCAUGCAUUCCGGAUUCGAAACUCUCCAUUUCUGUAAAUUAUUGUAGUAGUUUCGAAUUCCUCCCUCCCCCUCCCUAAUAAUCGUCAAUUUUCUUUCUUUCUUUUCAAAUGUUUCUUCAAGAACAUUGGGUAAAUUAAAUUUUACCACCUUGGAGAAGAACAUAACGUAUGUCAGGAGGGUUCUCCUUCCACCAACUCAGAAUCUUAGAGAAGAACUUUUCAUCUUUAGUUUCA
This is a messenger RNA of Pyrus x bretschneideri (Chinese white pear), 6325 nucleotides long. Its product is annotated as putative disease resistance protein RGA3. NCBI's taxonomy places the organism in Eukaryota, Viridiplantae, Streptophyta, Magnoliopsida, Rosales, Rosaceae. The record is from RefSeq and is a predicted model, not a curated record. Gene Ontology annotation, biological process: defense response to other organism. The transcript is spliced from 12 exons. Gene Ontology annotation, molecular function: ADP binding. The coding region runs from base 179 to 3943 and encodes 1254 amino acids.